Molecule: messenger RNA, 1110 nt
Organism: Hevea brasiliensis (rubber tree)
Lineage: Eukaryota; Viridiplantae; Streptophyta; Magnoliopsida; Malpighiales; Euphorbiaceae
Exons: 1
Coding region: 1-1110 (369 amino acids)
Source: RefSeq, a predicted model, not a curated record
AUGGACAAAGAACAUCGAGAGCUCCAGCUGUCUCUUGGGUUCUUUGGAAUCUUGAAAGAAUCCUUCAAGAUCAUAUUUUCAUGCAGAAAAACCUUUAGCCAGAUAACCCUAAUUCUUAUUCUUGCUCUCUCCUUAAUCGCUCCAAUCCAGCUCUUUGAUCUCCUUAUUUUACGAAAACACAGCUCAGAUUGCCCAAAACAAACUAGUUAUCUUAAAUGCAUCCAAGACAACUGCAAAGCAAUAAAUGAUUCCUCUCAAUCCUAUGUUUCCCUUGCAUGCACCCAAGAGAAGUGCCCUACACAAACUGAUUUCUCUGAUCUCCUUAAAUGCAUAGAGCCCUCCCUGUCCCAUAAGAUCAUCUCCUCUCUCUUACAUUUCAUCUCCUACACUCUCCUUCUAAUCGUUACAGUUUUCACUGCUUCUGCGGUUGCUUAUGCUGUUGCAGGCAUACAAAUUUCGGAGUCAAUCACCUUCAAGAAGGUGAAGACUGCAGUGCCAAAUGUUUGGAAGAGACUUAAGCGCACUAAUAAGUGCAGUUCUGCCAUUAUUUCCUUGUAUAAUAUGAUCUUUGCAGCAGGAGUAAUCAUCUUGUUGGUGCUCAAUAAUCAUCAUAAUGCAUCAUCUGCGAUUCUAGCGAUUUUUAUUGUGCUUCUCUGGAUUUUAUUUUUUAUUGGGUUUUCUUAUAUUGCCAUUUUUUCGUAUUUGGCUACUGUGGUUUCUGUUUUAGAGGAAAUUUAUGGGAUGAAAGCUAUGUUCAAGAGCAAGAAGUUGAUAAAGGGCAAGAUUGGAGUUACUGUUGCUCUUCUUAUUAUGUGGGGAAUUUGUUUUUUUAUAAUUGUAAUGCUUCUUGUGGUAUGUGUGCUAACGGAUGGGGUGUUGGCACUUGCACUUAGAAUUGGAAUCGGAAUCCUUUGCUUCUUGCUGAUGUCUGUGCUGAUAAUAUUUGGGCUUGUAAAUCAAACAAUUCUCUACUUUGUGUGCAAAUCCCAUCAUCAGGAGAACAUUGACAUGUCCUCUUUAGCGGCCCACCUUGAGACUUAUCUUGUAGAGGGUACUUCAGAAGCAGCUGAUUACGCAACGGAGCAAAUUCAAAGCGUAAUAACUAAUUAG